GCGGCCCUCCCCCCCAACACACCGGCAGGACCAGACUGCGAUAAAAGCUGGAAGCAGGGAGACAUCCAGCUCAGUCCAAGCAAGAGAGAAAAUCCUCUACUCAAACUUCUUCUACAAAGACACUGAGAAGUAAGCGACCCAAAAGAGAUUAAACCUGAAAACUUAAAACCACUUGAGUUGAAAACCACUUGAGUAACCAUGGCAACAACACUGGUACUAUUAAUGUUCCUGUCUACUCUCUGCUGCAGCCUAGCAAACAAUGUGGAGCUGCUCCGCACUAAGAGAGGGACUCGUUUUUACAGAGCACAAUGUGUUGAUAGUGAGACGUCAGCUGUGCGUAGUUCUGGGGACACUUGGCUGCGAUGGAGUGGACAGCGUGUGGAGUAUUGUCGUUGUGCAUUGAGAGGGCGAGAGCAUUGUCAUAUUGUGCCCGUUAUCAACUGCUACGUGUCCCAGUGCUAUAACGGAGGAACCUGUAAAGAAGCCGUUUACACGUCAGACUACAUCUGCCAGUGUCCUCCAGGCUUCAGUGGGGCUCAGUGUGAGAUCAACACCAAUGAGAAGUGCAUCGCGGGAAAGGGUGAAGGCUACCGCGGCACAUGGAGCUCCAGCCGUUCAAGAUCAGAGUGCAUUAACUGGAACUCCACUGCUCUGAGAGGAAGGAGGUUCACGGCGAGGAAAAAUGAUGCUGUCAGUCUGGGACUGGCUAAUCACAACUUCUGCAGGAAUCCUGACAUGGACAACACUCCUUGGUGUUACAUCUAUAAAGGCACUCAGAUCACCUGGGAGGCCUGUUCUUUGCCCAAAUGUCCUGAAGAGAAGAACCAAGAAUGCGCGCAGGGCUCCGGUCAGUCAUACAGAGGAACAACAUCUGUCACUAAGAGCGGCUCUCGCUGUCUGCCGUGGGACUCUCCUGCUUUAAAGCGUAAACUUAACAAUGCUUGGAAAUCUGAGGCAUUGGAGCAGGGGCUGGGCAGCCACAACUUCUGCAGGAAUCCAGAUGGUGAUGUAGGUCCAUGGUGUCAUACCUACAAGAAUAUGCAGCUGACCUGGGAGCUGUGUGACAUACCGAAGUGCUUGACACGUCCAUCAGUCGCCACCACUGUUGGUCCUCGUGCCCCCACAACUAACAAUAACGGAGCAACUUGUGGUCAGCGUUUGGACAACAGCCUCAAUCACCCGGCGUUCCGUAUGUUUGGUGGCAGAGCUAGCGACAUCACAGAGCAGCCGUGGCAAGCGGCCAUUAAUGCCUACCAGCCCCGUCUCAAAAAACACUUUCGAUGUGGAGGAGUCCUCAUUGACUCCUGUUGGGUGCUGUCUGCUGCACACUGCUUUGAGGACAGUGUCAAAGCAGACAAAUUGGAAGUGAUUUUGGGAAGAACGUUCCGGAAACAGAAUUCCAGCGGCGAGCAGAUUUUCAAGGUGGAGAAGUACUGGAUCCACGAGAAAUUUGACCAUGAAACAUUUGACAACGACAUUGCUCUUUUGAAGCUUCAGACGGACAUUGGCAUCUGUGCUAUAAAUUCUCCGGAGGUUCUUCCUGCAUGUUUGCCUGAACGUGGGCUGGUGCUGCCCGACUGGACCGAGUGUGAGAUCUCCGGAUACGGAAAAGACUCUGAAUUUUCAGCAGAGUACUCGGAGCGUGUGAAGAGAGGUUACGUUCGUCUGUGGCCCAAGGAGCGCUGCAUCUCGGAGGUUCUGUCUGGACGAACAAUUACCACCAACAUGCUGUGUGCAGGUGACACCCGAAACAGGGACGAUGCUUGCAAGGGGGACUCUGGUGGCCCACUCGUCUGUCGUAACAAUAACAAGAUGACUCUGAUGGGUGUGAUCAGCUGGGGUGAUGGGUGCGGGCAGAAGGACAAGCCAGGGGUCUAUACCCGUGUCACCAAUUACAUCAACUGGAUCAACAAGAAGAUGAAAGCAAACCUUGUCUAAAGUCAGAAAGACUGCAAAGAAGACCGUGUUAGAUGACCAUACCCACAACCCCAGUGGGUUAAAGAGUAAAUGUUGAUGUGUUUAUCAUCCGGAUGAUAAGCAGAUAGAUCCAUAGGACUCUGUGUUCAGAGCUAAAUCCAAAGUGAUGGAGGUUUUUUUAAUGGAGCCGGAUGACUCCUACAGAAAUGCACAAGACCUCAAACCUGAGUUUUCAGGCUCAGUGUUGUUUCUUGUUUUCUGUUCUUUACUCUCCUAAAAGUGAAAGCAUAUUGACAGAAACACAGGACAAGCUCUUGAUCUUCAUAAUCGUUGAUUUCUUUUGGUGUAUAAAAAGAGUUGAUGUGUUUUCUCAGUUACACAUCAUAGGAAGUUAUUGAGGACAAUGAGAAAGCAUUAUUAAUCAGCUCUUAUGUCUAGCUCUAUGCUGGUUUACACAAAGAAAUCACAGAUGUAGACUUCAGGUCAGUAGCACUUUUAAUCCAACGUAAGCAAUUACUUUGCACAGUAGAGUACAUCACAUAUUAAUGUAGGCACAUUUUAAAAUCUUUGUCUUUGAGAUUAAAGGCUUAUUUGGUGUAACCAGUUUAACACAAAAAGUUAGCCUUCUUUAGUGGGUUGAUGGGAUCAGAACCCCCCCAAAAAAACAUCUAAUCUGCUGGUUCAGAUUCUGCUUAAUUGAGAAGUUUUAACUUAUUUAGCUUACUUAUAGUUUCUUGUAGACAGGAAGAAGGUGGAAGCAAGAAACUUCAGAUACUAACUCCAUUCAACAAACCUGUGACCGGUUCUUCAAGCUUCAAUAUGGAAGAAGAUGCAAACUCUUACUUGUUCUCACUAUUUUUAAACCAAACUUCAAGAGCAUUUCUACAACAAACUCCUGGGUUGAGCCCAUCAUGUACAUACCUGUAUAAUAAUUUUAUAUUAAAAAUGACUGAGGGGAGUUAAAUCUUCUCUGUUGAACAAUAAACUGCUAAUUGACUGCAAAGCUGAUCUACUUAACUCAUUUUCCUAUGACUGAGUUGAAGAUGUUUCACUUUUUUAUUUAUGUUUUUUUAGACUGUUUUAUAGGAAAUACUUUUGGACUGUUUGUACUGUAGUUAAAUAAUUUAUUGUCAUUGUAACCGAAUAUUGCAAAAAAACUUCUAUGUCAAUAAAUAAUACUAUAAAUAAAUAUUUUAUGUGUCAAGCUUUU
This is a messenger RNA of Labrus bergylta (ballan wrasse), 3127 nucleotides long. RefSeq names its product plasminogen activator, tissue (gene plat). Gene Ontology annotation, biological process: smooth muscle cell migration; plasminogen activation. Gene Ontology annotation, molecular function: serine-type endopeptidase activity. The record is from RefSeq and is a predicted model, not a curated record. NCBI's taxonomy places the organism in Eukaryota, Metazoa, Chordata, Actinopteri, Labriformes, Labridae.